Messenger RNA from Prinia subflava (tawny-flanked prinia), 2816 nucleotides. It is a transcript of the gene PGS1, whose product is annotated as phosphatidylglycerophosphate synthase 1. Gene Ontology annotation, biological process: cardiolipin biosynthetic process. The record is from RefSeq and is a predicted model, not a curated record. Gene Ontology annotation, cellular component: mitochondrion. Gene Ontology annotation, molecular function: CDP-diacylglycerol-glycerol-3-phosphate 3-phosphatidyltransferase activity. Bases 562 to 2262 code for a protein of 566 amino acids. Lineage: Eukaryota; Metazoa; Chordata; Aves; Passeriformes; Cisticolidae. The transcript has 10 exons.
GAGCGGCCGCUGCCCGGCAGAGACCAACCCAGUGCGGCAGUUCUGGGAAUCAGCGCCGGCGAACCGGCUGCUCUGAAAUGCAAACGAGCCCCGGAGCGCUGCCGGGGCGGGCAGAGGAUAGCGGGGGAGGGACGGGCACGACGCGGCUCCGGGGCUCCCCGGCGGGACCGGCUCUCCGUAUCGGGACCCGGCGGGGGGACCCGCGGUCCCCGGACGCCGCCUCGCCCGGCGGGGCGGCGAGCGCUGGUUCUGCCGCGGGCAAGAGCCGUGUACGUCCCUUCGGCAGCGCCGGGGCUCGCCCCGGGGGAAGAACAGACACCGGGGGUGACACUGCCGGACAGGCGAUCCGGCUCCGCGUGUGCCCGUCCCACGUGUGCGGGACCAGGGGAGCCCCGGCCCGGCCCCGCCGGACAACGAGCCCCUCCUGAGCUCCUCCCGGUCCCUUCCCGGCCCUCCGCGGGACGGCGGGGACGGCGGGAACGGCGGGGACGGCGCCGCGCGGUGUGCGCGGGCGCGGCGGGCGGCGCGGGAGCGGAAGCGGAAGCGGAAGGCGGUGUCGCCAUGGCAGCGCGGAAGCGGAAGGCGCGGGCGAUGGCGGCGGGCGGCGCGGCGCUGUGGCGGCGGCUCUCGGCCUGGCUGCCGCGGGGCCGCCUCGGCCUGGCCGCGCUGCUCGGCCGCCUCUCCGACCCCUUCUCCCGCGGUCGCGACCGCCGCGCCCGCAGAUCAUCAUGGCUCCUUCUAGCCCCACUACUCACCCCUCCUGUUCCAGUGAUCACAGCCCCACCAUGUUCCCUCUGUCCAGAAGGAGCACACAGGUUCCAGUGGAUCAGGAAUUUGGUCCCAGAGUUUGGGAUCUCCAGCUCGCAUGUCAAGGUGCUUUCAUCCCCGACGGAAUUCUAUGAACUCCUGAAGGUGCAGAUAAAAGCAGCCAAGAAGCGGGUGGUGAUGGCCUCACUGUACCUGGGAACAGGACUUCUUGAGCAGGAGCUGGUGUAUUGCUUAGAAGAAACACUGGAGAAAUCACUGCAAGCAAAAGGCUCACCUGACCUCAGAGUUUCCAUUCUCCUCGACUACACCAGAGGUUCCCGGGGCAGGAAGAAUUCCCGAACCAUGCUGAUCCCGUUGCUGCAGCGGUUUCCUGACCAAGUCCGCGUGUCCCUCUUCCACACCCCAAACCUGCGUGGGCUUCUCCGGCUCCUGAUUCCGGAGCGUUUCAAUGAGACCAUCGGGCUGCAGCACAUCAAGGUCUAUCUCUUUGAUGACAAUGUGAUCCUGAGCGGCGCGAACCUGAGUGAUCUGUACUUCACCAACCGUCAGGACCGCUACGUCUUGCUGCGGGACUCUCCCGAGAUCGCAGACUUCUUCACGGAGCUUGUGGACGCGAUUGGAGAUGUGUCCCUGCAGUUACAGCAGGAUGAUACAGUCCAGAUGAUGGAGGGCAUGGUACACCCAUACCAAGGAGACAAAGUGGCCUACUGCGAGAUUGCCAACCGCAGGGUCAUGGAGGUCAUCAACUCUGCCCGCACACGGCAAGAGCUGCUUCAUGCAAAGACUUUCCACAGCACCCAGCCAGGCAGCUCCCUCUUAUCCCAGCCAGACUCUCAGGCAUCUGGGAGUCUGAAACCAGAACCCGACACCUGGAUCUAUCCCUUAAUCCAAAUGAAACCUUUUGGGAUUCAAAUAGAUGAGAUGGUCACAGAGACGCUGCUGACGGAGGCCGAGCGGGAUGCCAGGAUAUACCUCACCACUGGCUACUUCAACUUGACACAGGCCUACAUGGACCUCAUCCUGGGGACGAGGGCUGAGUACCGCAUCCUCCUGGCCUCCCCAGAGGUCAAUGGGUUUUUUGGUGCCAAAGGGGUGGCGGGUGCCAUCCCUGCUGCCUACGUUUACAUUGAACGCCAGUUUUACAGUGAGGUCUGUGACCUGCAGCAGCAGCAGAGGGUGCAGCUACAGGAGUACUCCCGCGCCGGGUGGACGUUCCAUGCCAAAGGCCUCUGGCUGUACCUGGCAGGGAGUGACCUGCCCUGCCUGACCCUGAUUGGCUCUCCAAAUUUCGGAUAUCGCUCAGUUCAUCGUGACUUGGAAGCUCAGGUUGCGAUAGUGACAGAAAAUAAAGCCUUGCAGCAGCAGCUCCACCAGGAGCAAGAGCAGCUUUACCUCUGCUCAGGUGUGGUAUCAACAUCAACAUUUGAGCAGCCAAAUCGUUAUGUGAAACUGUGGGUGAAGCUGGUGACACCUCUGAUCAAGAAUUUCUUUUGAAAGAGGAAAAGUUGCUGCUUUGGGUUGAAGGUCCAGACGUAGGUGGGCCCUCGCGUCCGCGUCUUGUAGACGGGGCACUCGUAGACGUUGGUGGUGUCGGUGCGGUCCACGGGGAUGGCUCUGAGCAGGAUCACCGGCAUGGCGGGCGUCAGCUCCUUCAUCCGCGCCUCCGCCAUCGACCCCGCCUGCACGUCCCAGCGCGCGCCUGCGGCGGCAGCGUCAGGGCAGCGCACGGCCCCGUGCCCGCCAGCUCAGCGGCUGAGCCGGGCACGGCGGCCCCGUGGUGGUUGGCUCUGACGGGUUCUCAUCUCACUGUGACCCAGGACUGCAUUUGCCUUACUGUGUGUGGGAUGUCUGAAUAAAUUCUGUCCCCACCCCUCCCUUCAGCACAUCUUUAUGUGGGAAUUGCAGAGUUUAAGGGGAACUGGCCUUGGUGGGAUCUAUCACAUGCUGUCCCAUCUGCUCUCUGCUUUUGUCCAAGUGCACCCCUCAGCUGCUCUGCUGAACUGCCUCCUCCCCUCUCAUAAGCAGUAAUUAUUAUGGGUUUGAGUUUC